Molecule: messenger RNA, 4022 nt
Organism: Oncorhynchus tshawytscha (Chinook salmon)
Lineage: Eukaryota; Metazoa; Chordata; Actinopteri; Salmoniformes; Salmonidae
Exons: 3
Coding region: 415-1272 (285 amino acids)
Source: RefSeq, a predicted model, not a curated record
AGCACCAGUUGGUUCAGAAAACAGUGAGUAUUUAGAAGUUUUGUGAUCCGGUUGAAGUCACAUGAUCGCUCAUUAUGGCCAUGCAAACUAGGCAGCUUAAAUCCAGGCCCUGCUUGGGCUAACAUCAGACAUUCAAAUAGCCGUGCUUUUCUAGAGACAUGGGACAAGGCAGUCACGGGGGACCUUUCCUUAGCAGCGACAGACGGCAACACACACUACAAAGGAGCUAUCAUUGUCAAAUAUGAACAGAAACUAUGCUCUCUUUUCGGAUGGUUUGAACUUUUUCCUUUCGUUGCUUUGCGGAGGUUGUGUGUUAUAAAUGAAAACUGAAGUUUUCCGUGAAUUGUUGAUACCUACGGCGAACGGGUGCCACACCUUCAUUUAGCGCAACAGCUCCACUACCCAGCUGGCCAGAUGGGGUGCCAAUGCUGUCGGAUGCUGAAAAGUUACAUCUAUGAUCCGACCGCUCAGGUGGACGUCCACGGCAGGAAGAGGGACCCGGCUGAGAGCUCCCUCUACCAGUCCCACCACCUACCAGGAGACAGCGGGAACCAGUUCAACAUCAAGCAGAACCAGGGCUUCCACAACCUGGGCUUCAGCAACAAGUACACCGAAAGAGGAGGUGGCGGAAGCCUCAAGCUGGAGAUCGACAACAACCACAUCAACAAGCUCCACGCCGUGCCCACCAAUCCAGAGAGGGAGUUGGGCACGGGGCAGGCAGCCAAGCCUCAUGUGGGAGAGGGUGGUGGAGAUCUAUAUAUCCUCCAUCCAGAGGGCCAGGUGCCAAGACGAGAUCCAUCCAAGGGCCUCAAUCUAGUCCGAGUCUAUCCCAACACACCCUCCCUGGAUCUUACUCUCAAUCUGACCCACUCAGGUGACACUGACUCUCACCCAGACAAGAUUAGGAUGGUCCGGAACUUCUCGGACCCCUCCAUCGGGGACAGGUAUGGGGUGGGGUGCAACACCUCAUCAGUGGACGAGCUGGACGAGGGGGUGGGGGGCACGCCGGAGUACCUGGGCGACACGGGAGAUGAGCAGAGUGUCCUGUCUGUGGACAUUCAAACCAGUACGACUAGCCUGUCCUCGGCAGACACAAACGACGAUAGGGGGGCGCUGGACGCCACUACCACAGAGAAUGGGAUCGGGAUCUCAGUGAAGAAGAGCGAAGAUGAGGGGAAGGAAGGGGAAGACGAUGACGUGCAGAGCGUCACAGACUCUAUGGUGGCAGAAGCUCUGGCAGCUCUAGAGGCAGCGACUGCCGGGGAGGACUAACUGUCAAAAACCUCUUAAUUGGUCCAAAAAAACACAAUCUAACAUCUAUUCAGCUUCAGUAUCUGAUGGGGCCGAAUGAGGAGAUUCUGAUGUAUCUUUUAACAUGUCACAUGGGUAUAUCAAUGUUGUCUGCACUCUCAGGAGAAGGAGAGAAGACUCUUGGCGCUCGACUGUGAAUAUUCCCCGCGUCCUAAUCCCCAAUAUAUGGUACAUAUUAAACUUCCUGGUCUUCAGCUGUACAAUCUACAUUUCUAUGUUCCACCAGAACAGCUUCUAGAACUUCUAUCUCUAUAUUCUGUUCUAUAAAAUGCAGCUCUGCACAGCUUCUAGAACUUCUAUCUCUAUAUUCUGUUCUAUAAAAUGCAGCUCUGCACAGCUUCUAGAACUUCUAUCUCUAUAUUCUGUUCUAUAAAAUGCAGCUCUGCACAGCUUCUAGAACUUCUAUCUCUAUAUUCUGUUCUAUAAAAUGCAGCUCUGCACAGCUUCUAGAACUUCUAUCUCUAUAUUCUGUCCUAUAAAAUGCAGCUCUGCACAGCUUCUAGAACUUCUCUCUCUAUAUUCUGUCCUAUAAAAUGCAGCUCUGCACAGCUUCUAGAACUUGUAUCUCUAUAUUCUGUCCUAUAAAAUGCCGCUCUGCACAGCUUCUAGAACUUGUAUCUCUAUAUUCUGUCCUAUAAAAUUCAGUGGGCACACAGUACUUGCCAUGGCUUUGUUUGUCUUCUGGGAGCUUUGCUGUGCUUCAUUAUAUAAACACACUGACAGGCCAUCUCCAGCUACCUAUUGGUGUAUCAUAUCCAUGUUGUUGUUGUUUACCUGUUUUACGAUGUUAUUUAUGACUGGUUGGCCCAGACUUUUCUAGUUCAAUACAUGUCAGAGAUCGCUUGUUUAGCUAAGAUCCUUUCGCAAUGACGCACAGUGCAAGGAGUGGAGUGUUAGCUAAACAGACUGGUACCCAGGCUAUGUCAGAGAUAGCUUGUUUAGCUAAGAUCCUUUCGCAAUGACGCACAGUGCAAGGAGUGGAAUGUUAGCUAAACAGACUGGUACCCAGGCUAUGUCAGAGAUAGCUUGUUUAGCUAAGAUCCUUUCGCAAUGACGCACAGUGCAAGGAGUGGAAUGUUAGCUAAACAGACUGGUACCAGGCUAUGUCAGAGAUAGCUUGUUUAGCUAAGAUCCUUUCGCAAUGACGCACAGUGCAAGGAGUGGAAUGUUAGCUAAACAGACUGGUACCCAGGCUGUGUCAGAGAUAGCUUGUUUAGCUAAGAUCCUUUCGCAAUGACGCACAGUGCAAGGAGUGGAAUGUUAGCUAAACAGACUGGUACCCAGGCUAUGUCAGAGAUAGCUUGUUUAGCUAAGAUCCUUUCGCAAUGACGCACAGUGCAAGGAGUGGAAUGUUAGCUAAACAGACUGGUACCCAGGCUAUGUCAGAGAUAGCUUGUUUAGCUAAGAUCCUUUCGCAAUGACGCACAGUGCAAGGAGUGGAAUGUUAGCUAAACAGACUGGUACCCAAGCUAUGUCAGAGAUAGCUUGUUUAGCUAAGAUCCUUUCGCAAUGACGCACAGUGCAAGGAGUGGAAUGUUAGCUAAACAGACUGGUACCCAGGCUAUGUCAGAGAUAGCUUGUUUAGCUAAGAUCCUUUCGCAAUGACGCACAGUGCAAGGAGUGGAAUGUUAGCUAAACAGACUGGUACCCAGGCUAUGUCAGAGACAUUUCCCAAACUUUGGAGAGGAGAGCAGACAUGUUAAAGACCAUAGAGAGAGAGGUAGCCGGUUCACUUUACAACCUCCCAUUGUGGAGCAUACUGGGCUGACCUCAUGACACCUUACGACAGGAAGUAGGUAUAUAUAUAUAUAUCACAGAUAUACGUAGCAUCUCUGUAUCCCGUUUUCACUUGAAUGCAAGCCUUCCACAUUUGUGAUGGGUCUUUGUUUCAGUGAAGGAGAAUUAUAUUGAUUUAUUUUUUAUUUAUCGGGACUGUCCUUUUAAAGUCUUUGUUUCUUUGCCAAAAUCAUUUCUAUUCAAAUGAAUAUGUACGUAAAAUGCAUUUAGAAGUUUAAUUUGCUAUGUACUGUCAAGAAGCCUUAAAUUAUUUUUUAAAUCGAAGCACAGAUGUUUUCAGGGGCACAAUAUAAAAAAAUAUAUAUAAAAAAAAGAAUUGGCCAUGUUUCUCUGGUCGCUCACUAAUCUCGAUAUUCCUCUUGUACACAUCCCCCUCCCUUUUCUCAAACGGUUUCCUUUUUUCCAGUCUCUUUCUACCAGAUUCAAUCGCUCCAUCUCUCUCAAGGAUGUGCAACAAAUACAAAACCCCCACUCUGUUAACACCUGUGUAGCCUUGGUGUGUGUGUGUGUGUUAUUUCUCUGAGAUCUAAGUGUGUUUAGGAGAUCGUAGCUGAAAUGUUUCUCUGACAGCCCUCUGAUAUUCCUUGCCACCAGAGCCCUGGGACCAGGCCUAACUAAGGCCCUUGGAGCGUUACUCAGGCCAAAAGGAGACGCCAGGGACUCACAAACACCUGAUUACACCCGGGCUAAGGCGGUGAACAUGUUAACUUUGGCUCACCACAUGAUAGCUAUUAGUGUGUCUCUCCCAACCUCCCCUCGCAGUUGGAGAGGAGACACCGAAAUAUCCCAAUCUUGUGAUGUUUCUUUUUUUUAGCCACAUUAUCUCUCCCAUCUCCUUUUCUUUACUGAGUGUUUGUCUCCAUUUAAUCACACACCAUCCCUCUCGCCGUAAAGACACUGUUUUUUUUUUUUUU